AUGUACCUUGUCUACUUUGACAACCUGCUCGACGUGCGAAGAGGCAAGGAGCAGAUCGCCUUCAACCGACUUCGGGAUGGCGCUCUCUCCACCAACAUGAUCGCGGCGUGCUGCAAGACGCUCCUGUGUGUGGAGCACCCACGGUACGAGGGCCAAUCUGUGCUCCUCUUCCCGGACUUCUGCCCGAUCUCGGGCCUGGAGCCCUUGCCGGCGGCUUCCCGGGUUCACAUCCGGGACUGGCCCGCGGAGGCCUACGCCAAGCUGCCGUCCCUGCCGGGGACUUGGCGGGAGGAUGGGAGGCUACAUGCCGAGACGGAGGAAGACAAGGUCGCGGUGGCCAGAAACACUGAAGCCGUGCGGGCGAAGAUGUCUCAGGAUGCCAGCGGUUUUCUCACCUUUCAGCAGCUCCUGCGAGCGGCCGGGGGCCAGGUCGACACGCUCCACCUGCCCGAGGGCGCACAGAGCCGCAGCAUCAAGGCAAGCCUGGCGGAGUAG
Molecule: messenger RNA, 495 nt
Organism: Symbiodinium natans
Lineage: Eukaryota; Dinophyceae; Suessiales; Symbiodiniaceae
Source: the annotation of a GenBank genome assembly